AUGACUUCAAUCGCUUUGAGCUCACAGAAAAACAGGGAACACAUUGAGAGAUGGCAGCAGGAGAUAUCUUCGAAGCCAGAGGGAGACCAUGGAAUUAUAGCCCGCAUGUUUGAUACAUGCCUCGGGCUGCUUCGAAACCUGAUACAACACUCCAGUCCAACAUGGAUCACAACACCUGGACACCGCACGCUACGGCAAGGCUACGCCACAUUACAACUCUGGGAGCACGGUCAUGGGGUGGUUGAAGGAAAGCUUGAUGAUCACCUCAAGCGAUCAACGGAAGUUCGACAAGCUACCAUCGAGACCCUGAUCCAUUUAUGCAGAUGUCUGAUGGACGGAAUAUCGAAUUUCGUCUUAGCGCAAAUGAAUGAUGACUCAGUCCGGCGUCAGCACGCAGCAGCCUCAGAGCUUUAUAGUGAAUGGAAAUGGUACUUAAAAGCUGCCGACGAGAGCUCAAGCGAAGAGGAAAGCGACAGUGGCGAUGAUCAUGAAGAAGAAGACAGUCUACCAACACGAGUAAAUGUGAUGAUUCGCAGAGCGAAGACGUACAUAAACUGCUUAAUUGGUCUUGGUACUGCCUUGGAAUGCCCAGCUCCGGAUGAAUCCCACGAUGAUGAGCCUGGCGUGGUAGGGGUGGGCCCACGUUUUGCGCAGGACUAUCACACUGAUCUCAUACAAGCGAAGUACCCAGAGGCUGAAAUACAUUUAGUGCAGGUUUUGGGCAAAAUCAGCUGGUCGCGUUUCUUACGUAUGCAACGUGAGCGCGAGAACAAUACCGCUGCGGCGCCUGAGCUACAGGGCCUACUAGCACCCCUUACUACUAAAUCCACUGGCUUUAGUUCUGAAUUUCAGGACUCAUGGAUUGGCACCUCUCUCGCAAAAUCAAAGCCAUCGUAUGCGGAAUCGACUGUAUCGUUUAUGACGUGCGUAUCGGGUGGCGAGCGAGUCCGCAUCCCACCGCUGCCAGCAGAAGGGAAAAAUGGCCGACCCUUUGAGUGCAUCGCGUGCGCAGGACUCAUACGGGCAAAGAAUAAUCGCGAAUGGAGCAGGAAGCACCUCUUUAGCGAUUUACAACCUUACAACUGCUUCUAUCAUGAAUGCCACUUCAAUGCAACCGCAUUUACUAACCUUCAAACUUGGAAAGAUCAUCUAGAAUUCGAACACAAUUUAGGACCUGCAUGGGAAGCGAUUAAAUGUCCACUUUGUUUGAAUCUUACAGGAGACGGAAAGAGCGCCAUCUUAACACAUUUUGCGAGACAUAUGGAAGAUGUUGCUCUUCUGGCUCUACCACCUGCAGUAGAAACGUAUGCUGAGUCAGAAGUAAGUUUG
This is a messenger RNA of Bipolaris maydis ATCC 48331, 1329 nucleotides long. The record is from RefSeq and is a predicted model, not a curated record. NCBI's taxonomy places the organism in Eukaryota, Fungi, Ascomycota, Dothideomycetes, Pleosporales, Pleosporaceae.